Molecule: messenger RNA, 1495 nt
Organism: Centruroides sculpturatus (bark scorpion)
Lineage: Eukaryota; Metazoa; Arthropoda; Arachnida; Scorpiones; Buthidae
Product: tetra-peptide repeat homeobox protein 1-like
Exons: 3
Coding region: 111-887 (258 amino acids)
Source: RefSeq, a predicted model, not a curated record
ACAUAGCAAGCGUAUACUAGGUGCUCUUCGUCAGUUUAAGUUAAAAGGCCAAGAGGCCUUCUCUAUCCUGCACUGGUGUAGUUGCGGCAGUUCAAGUUAUUCAUUCAACCAUGUUGACUGCAUCGACUUUAACGCUGCUAACGUUUAUAUUUUUUGCGCUCGACCCCACGCAUGGUGGACAUUAUGGUGGUUACGGUGGAGGUGGAGAAUCCUAUAAAAGUUACGGCUAUGGAGGAUCUCAUAAAAGUUUCGACUUUGGAGGAUCCCAUAAAAGUUUCGGCUAUGGAGGAUCCCAUAAAAGUUACGGCUAUCCUAUAAAGACUAUAGUGAAGCACAUUCCCAAACACAUUCCCAUACAUAAACAUAUUCCUGCCCCAAUACCGGUACCGGUACCGAAACACGUUAGUUUUUUAAAACCUUUGCAUUUAGCAAAAUUUAUACCUGUACCACAUGUAAUACCGGUGAUCAAACAUUUUCACAAACCUGUACCUGUUCUAAAAUCGAUACCCAUACCACACACUAUACCAAUACCUAAAUUAGUAGCACUUCCCAUAAAGAUCAAGAUACCCAAACCUGUAGUAGUACCAGUUGCUAAACCUUAUCCCAUUCCCAAACACGUGCCUAUACCGGUACCGAUACACAUACCGAAGCCGUAUAUCGUGCCCAUCUACAAGACUGUGCCUGUUCCCGUGCCAAAAAAGAUACCCAAGCUCAUCAAAAUCAUCAAGGAGAUUCCAGAAAUCAUCAAAAAGCCAGUUCCAGUUUUCAUCGACGAUGCUCAUGAUGGAUACCAUGGAGGCAAAGGAAAAGGAGGAGGAGGAGGAGGAGGAGGAGGAGGAGGCGGAGGCGGAGGGUAUGGUCUUGACAAACAUGGUGGUGGCUAUUAGGACAACAUGCAUCAUGAAAAUUUGGAAUGAAGCAUGAUUUAAAUACGAUUUAGUUACUAAAAUAUUCCUAAUAAAACUCGGAAACUUUCUUUCGGUUUAUGGUAAGUUCUUUGCUUCAUCUUUAUCUGUGUAGGUUCCAUGUAGGUGGGGAAGCCGAUAUCCUUCUGACCUUCGGAAAGCACUCUUAAUUUUGGAAAGCAUGCUUCUUUCAAGGAUCCUCAUACCAAAGCACCUUUAUUCAUUAUUUUUUUUCUAGUAGCAACUGUAGUUCUUUUCUAGUUCCAGCAUUAAGUUGCCUUCUUCACUAUGCACAUGACACACUUUAUUAACCAAGUCAACGGUUUUCCUUAUUUGUUUCGGCCGAAACUGGUUGUAUUUUAUGUACGUGAAUCGUUUAAAAGAAGGACAAUAAUCUUAAUUUAUUUUUUUUCAAGUGACUUUUAAAAUAUUAUUAUAAAUUUGUGCUUUUAUUUGUCACUCAGGGCAAUCUGUCUAUUGUAUCACUUUCCAAGAAAAGCACAAAGUUCUGUAGAUGUAUAAGCAUAAUUCAUAUUUAUAUUUUGUCAAUAUUUAUGUUAACAGUAUUUUUUUCAUAUAUAUCUAAGUAA